UCAGUUUGUGUCAACGAAGACUUGUUAAAGGUAUGCGUACGAGAGCAGAGAAGGGGUUCAUGGUGUACUUAGUAAAGGUUCACGAAUCAAAAGAGAUGUACGACUCCUGGCUUUGCGGAGGAGCUCUGGUCACUACAACACAAAUACUGACUUCAGCCGCCUGCAUCAUAGAUUUAGACAACAUAUACGCCAUAGCUGGUUAUAGAAAAUAUGUUAGCGGUAUGGAUUUGGAUACAGAUAACUGUACUAGGAUGAAGAAACAGAAGGUUGUUAAGAUUCGAGUACCACGGGAACAUUUAGCACACGUACACGAGUACAAGAACACAACACAAUGGAUGACUUUAGACAUUGGAGUGGCGACUGUAGAAGAACCGUAUAACUUCGAGGAUAUGUCGUUCCGUGUCUAUUGUUCUUACGCACCGGCCGCAAUUGAAAUAAAUUACAAUUUAAACGUGGAUACUAAAAUAGGUAGUAGCGUUGUUGCUUUGGGAUGGGGACGUGAUCGAGGAAGUAAGACCCAAGAUCUAGUAGAUCGGAACUCUGAAACCCUUCGAGAAGUGUCCACAACACUGAGAGACAAGCAAGAAUGCAUAGAGCAAUUUAAAGGCAAUGGAUUAACGGAAAUGAUUGAGAAAUAUAUGAUUUGUACUAACGGUAAAGGAGCGCUUGAUGCUGAAGGGUACAUUAUUGAGAAUGCGGACGAAAAGGCUUAUAACAAAUGCUUGAACAUGCGACGGCAAGUUCAGGUCUCCGAUGAUUUUAAUUUUGAUGAGGAGUGUAAUAAUUUUGAUAGUAUUAAUUUUGCAAAUACACGAAAAUCUAACUCGGAUAAUAUAGAGGUAACAUUAAAUGACACACGUAGAAUUAAGGGCAAUAACGAUAAAAAGGGAACAUCACAACAAUCUAGAAGACAAGGAAUUUGUCAGAACGAUCAUGGCGGACCACUCAUCACAUGGGUUGGCACAACAGAACUUCUGAUAGGAGUAGCAGUGAACAGUCUAUACGAUUCUGACUACAACUGUAUUGGUCCAUAUUUAUUUAUCAGCACAGCGGCUGCUGGCGACAUUAUAAAGUGUCUACUCACAGAUAGUAAUGAAAGUUCCGCACGUAAGAAUUGUCCAGCAGAGAUAUUAGACGACUUCGAUAUAUUAGAACAGUCGGUUGACUCCGAUCCGCCGCCAAGACUAUGGUCUCCUAUAGAAGAGCCACCGACGACGGAGACUACUACAAAAAAUCAUCCGUCACCCAGAACAAAUGACCCUGAUGUUAAUGCUGAUGAUGAGUUGCCUGAUAUGGAAGUAGUUAGCAUAUAAUAUGUUUUUAUUUUA
This is a messenger RNA of Spodoptera litura, 1328 nucleotides long. Lineage: Eukaryota; Metazoa; Arthropoda; Insecta; Lepidoptera; Noctuidae. The record is from RefSeq and is a predicted model, not a curated record.